This is a messenger RNA of Branchiostoma floridae (Florida lancelet), 1339 nucleotides long. Its product is annotated as glutaredoxin-related protein 5, mitochondrial-like. Lineage: Eukaryota; Metazoa; Chordata; Leptocardii; Amphioxiformes; Branchiostomatidae. The record is from RefSeq and is a predicted model, not a curated record. The coding region runs from base 81 to 539 and encodes 152 amino acids. The transcript has 2 exons.
GGAGGUGUUGUUCGGUCAACCUUCAAACGAUCAGAAGUUUCUCACUGAUGUAAUAGCAGUAGUUUCGGGGUGAAUGCAACAUGAGUCGAGUUUUUCUCACCACAGCUAGGUUUCUGAGGACGCAGGGGGCUCGGUCGGCUUUCCUGCGGGCCCUGAGCAGUGAGGCAGCGGACACGGGGAGCCGGGAACACAUCGACGGGCUGGUGAAGAAGGACAAGGUGGUGGUGUUUAUGAAGGGUGUUCCACAGCAGCCCAUGUGCGGCUUCAGUAACGCCGUGGUACAGAUCCUCAGGAUGCACGGAGUCGACAACUACUCCUCUUACAACGUCUUAGAAGACGAGAAUCUUAGACAAGGUAUCAAGGACUACAGUAGCUGGCCAACCAUCCCACAAGUCUUCCUGAGCGGGGAGUUUGUGGGCGGCUGUGACAUCUUACUGCAGAUGCACCAGAACGGAGACCUGGUGGAGGAACUACAGAAGGUCGGCAUCAGGUCGGCCCUGCUGGACAAACAACCAGACACAGACAAGGACAAGCAAUGACCUGGAGAUAUAGACCUGGAGAUGUCUCCUGGUACAAUCAGGGGUGGCAUCAUUGCAGAAAUGGACUGGAACAUUAUAGAACAUUGGGGCGGCCAUUUAGGAGUCAUUAUAGCAACUGUGUGAUGUCAACACUUGCCUACACAGAAACAAACAAGGCUUCAGCAUUUUACUAACCUGACAUCCAACCAUGUUCAGCUUGUAUCUGCUGCCAAAAAGGCAGUCAGAAAUUGAGUGGACAAGAGCCAAUAUGGAUGGAUGUCAAGUGUUUCAUGUUAAUCGAUUUGUUAUUAGAUACAACAUAUGCAUGUAAUGUUACUUAUAAAUUUUGAUGGUUAUCUGGAACUUGAAUAGCUGAAUGUACUGUGUACAUUCAAGAUAAGUAGAAACUGCUAAGGGUGGCAGUUGUGAUUUUUUAAACAAUCUUACUGCUACUAGGUUGUGCUGGCUUCAAAACACAAGGUGAUUGGUCUAUGAAUAUGAAUAUUAAACUUAAAAUUUCCUGCCAAGUUGACUUUACUCUAUUCAUUCAAUCUUCCUCAUCUCAGCUCAUUUCUUUGUAUCAUUACACGUACUGCCUUCCAGAUGUUGUAUUUGCCAUGGAGGAAAAAUUCCAUAAGGUAUGAUUUGUUCUAACUUUUCACAUAGAAAGGUUAGUUGUAAAGCUGUUUUUUAUGUUGCUGUUGCUGUCAACUAUUGAUAUGACAGUUCAAGUGAUCACAAGAUAGUUCGAUUUAAUCUUGCUUCAUACUCACUGUUAUCAUUUGUACCAUAUGGGCAAUAAAUCUGAAUUUGAAGUUAAA